AUGGCACCAAGCUUACAACUUCUCAUUAAUUACGUGCUGAACGAAGUCGCACUGUGCGGCAACCAAGGUGCGACUUUGUCAUUUGUUCUCCAAGCCAUCACGACCUUCUAUCAGAGCCAAUCGCAGGAUGGGACGAGCCAACAGAAUAUCGAUCGUAGGUUCCAAGUAAAGGUUUGGAGCUGGCUCACGAAGAAUUCAGAGGUGUCCGUCGGUCAAACGUCUGAAUAUAACCAUCUCACACUGGACGAGGCCGAACAACUUGACUCACAGGCUUCCGAGGACGAUCAAGAUGCCGACCAAGAGCCUCAAUCACAGGUUCGAAUAUUUGUCUCAAAAGAAAGAACAUGGCUCGCUAUUACUGGCCAUGAACCAGAUGAAAGCAAAGUAAUGCCACUGGAGCUGGUUCUGCUGUCGGUCAUCGCUUCUCGCAAGUGGGAAGGUAUUGUUCAGCCAGACCUGUGCAAGCUCAGUGGCCAGGACAAACGCUCUGUUCCAACCCGCACAGAUAAAUUACACGCCAAAGGAUAUAUCGAUAAGCGUCCGGUCCAGAUCAAAGGGGCCCGAACAAGUCUCUGUACGCUGAAACGAUUCUUGCGCCCAACUUCCAACGAAGGAGAUGGGAAGUUACAGGAACAAUCACAGCCAAUGAUUGAUUUCGAUGCUUUCAAUAUCAAGCUUUUCGAUAUCCUCCGAAAAUUCCAAAUUGUCACCCGCAAUGAUCUGAAACGGCUUCUGGAGUUUGACGACCGGUGGCGAUGGCGAAUCCUGUCUCGUGCGGUUCGCAAAUAUGAGCGAAUAGGUGUUUUGAAGCGCGUUAGAGCGAUGUCGCAGUACGAUAAGCUGCACCCUUGCAUCAAGCUUCUACGGGAGCCCACAGAAUCGGACUACAAAAUGUUUCACGAAUUCGAUAUUGAUGCCGCGGACGAUCAAGGGGAGGAAUUUGGUGACAUAGACCAAGAGGAGCUGGAUAUUGCAGACAAACGGGAGUUUGACGCAGACGAAGGUGCCAUUAACCUGAUACAAGAGCACAUCGAAGAUGUUGGACGGGUGGUGCCCACUUGGAAUCCACAACGCAACGUCCACAACCAGAUGUUUGACAUUAUUGAGCGUACAGGUACAUCAGGCAUAGCAAAUCAGGAAGUCGCCCAGACUCUCUUCGGAAACUUCUACAGAAGAGCCUCAGAGAAUAUCUUGCAUCGUCUAGUUGAUCUUUGGCAAAUGUCUCAACCGCUCCAUCUUCGCCAGUAUGCAAUCGUUCGAGACAUGGCAAUGCAAAAGACGACCAUGUUCUACAUUCAUUAUACCGGACACAAUUUCGCAAAGCUCGUGGAAGCUGGCCGAGCGUCCUGGGAGGCAGUUGAAUUCCCAGAAAAGAAAGCCAAAUCAUUGAAGAUUGAAAUCCCACGCUUCGAUGUUGUUGCUCAACUCGAUGAACUUGGAUUUCCCCAAAAGGCACCCCCUGUUGGACUGAUGAAGAACCCUAACGCUAGUCUACUUGACGGGAUUAAGAGUGCUAAUCCUUCGGAUUACUUGCUUUCCACCAGUGAUCCGUUCGUGGUCCAGCUCCCUGAUGGCAGAAACGUUGUACGUACACGUCUCGACAAGCUCCCUCCUGGGUCUAAACAACACAUUGAUGUCGCCCCGCGAACAAAGGGACGUCCCAAAGGCACUCUGAACAAAAAGACGAUAGCAAGGAUUGCUAAAAUAAAGGAGGCCAAAGCACUUGCAGCGAGGGGAUCUGAAGGGAGAGAAUCCGCGACAGAAGAAUCUCCGCCACAAGUCUCUGCAGCCAUUGAAUCUUUGGUGGCUGAGUCUGCAGCCCCAGAGCCAGAACUCCAACCCGCGUCCGACAAAACCCCUGCAUUGGAUGAUUUGGAAAAUGUUACCCCGCAGAAGGUGAGAAAGUCAGCCGCCAGACCCUAUGCAUUCUGGGGAAUGUCGAGGUUAGAGAAGCUCAAAGCACUCGGAAUGGAUGAGAGCUGGACUGAGUACAAUGCUCUGAUCAUGGAUAUGCCUGUACCUGGAGUGUACAUCACCCCUCCUGGAAAAAGAAGACCCACUGGCAAGGCCCGAGGUCGACCUAGGAAGAGUCGAAUUGCAGUUUUCAAAUCAUCAAAGCUCGCCGAGUUCCCUUGGUUCAUUAAGGACGACAUCUCCGAUGAUGAACUCGAGGCGGACAAUGCCUCAACUCGCGCAUCGGAAUCCAUUGCCAAUGAAAAUGCAUAUUCGAAUAGUGCUUGGCGCACUGUGAACUCACCUGGACCGUCGUCAACACCAAAUAGGAAUGGACUGGAACCCGAAAGACCAUCAAAGCGUCCUCGUGUUCAGUAUGCCCAAGGUGAAGACAAUCAUGUAUCCCUGGAACCCCCCGAAGGGACCUUGCCAGAAAAUGCAGUUGUCGUGAGCACAGAGAACUUAGCUGCAGUUACUACAACACGCCACCGAGACAGAACUGCCAGUGUACAUCCACUUGAUGAUGAACAAAGCCAAACUCCUUCAAAACGACGCCGUGUGGGCGAUUCCAAUCGAAGUCCAACCAAAGAAAACGCUUUAGCAUCCUCACCACUCAAGCCAGUUGAACACUAUACACCUCGUGGAAGAUCAGGGUCUCAACAGUCGAAUGCAACAACUGGAACUUCUCGGCACAGGAACUGGCUUAGCACGGAUCGAGUUGCAAAGGAACUACCCAUCGCACCCCUGAAGCCGUUGAUUGAGAGAGGCGGCUCAAUUAGUUUCCUCCGCAGAAAGAUGAUCAUGGAGCUCAUCGAAAGGGCUGGUGGCGUGUUCCCAACGGGCGCUGCGCUUUGGUAUGCCUUUGUUUCGGAAUGGAUGAAGGACAAACCAAACGAGAGACCGGAUAUGCGUACCAUCAAGACUGCGACCAAGGCAAUGGUUGAUGCCGGCCAGAUCCGGCAGUUGACAUUUAGUGGCAGAGACAAAAAGGGUGUGAUGGUCACCAGAACAAUUCUGUUGAAGCCUGAGAUUUCCCCCGAGGAUCCCAAGGUCAAAAAUCUGCAGACUAAAAUUCUGAAAACCGACGUUCACGAACCACGGCCGAGCUUCUCAGAGAAUGUGGUGUUGGACCCUCAAUUGACAAGAAGCGGACGUCGAGCAAUCCGUGCACCACCCAAACAACAGAGAUUCAAUUUUCCUGUGGACACUAAGGCUAUGGUUACUUUACAACAGAAGCCUGCAUUUGCCAAGGCCGCAGAGGCACGGAGAGGAAGAACCAUUCAAAAACGCCUCAUGCGGGGCUUGCAAGCCGAGGCGGAUGCCAUGAUGUUGGAAGAGGAGAUGGAAAGGCUCUAUGGAGUCCAGCGACUGAUGACACUUACAAGACCUCCUUCGCUAGACACCGAGUCCCAUCCACUCACUUCGAUUAUUCGUCCUGACCGGAAAUCGAUCAGAAAGAGGUCCACUAGGCGCUUAGACACACUCAUCGAUCCUAAAAAACGCAUGCGGCCAAUCUCCAAUAUCAGCCAAUAUGCCCUGCUCAUGGCACCGGUGCAGGAAUUCUAUUCAAACAGUGGCACAUUUUCCACGGCCUCGUGGCCCGUGAAAGCUAAGAAAUCGAAGCGCGGUGUCAACACUGAGCAAUUUGUCAGUCGAUUGGCUGAAUUGACCGCUCAGUCAGAGCCCUCAGAGCAACCCAUUACCGAUUCACAGAACAUUUUCCACUCCACAGCUGAUAAAAUUCUGAAGUGGGAGAUGGACAACGAGGACAUUUUCGACUACAGCCUCGAGGGCAUGCCUUUUAUCAACCAAACCAUGCAAGGUGACUUCGAGACAGAGCCAGUCAGCGGGGAAAUUCGAUUUGAGUUAGACAUGCCUCGACCACCGCUACGUCCAGUCCCAAUGCCCGCAGAGACACGGUCAACUACUGCCCGUCGAUUACAGACUGAUGAUGAGUUCCAGCUCAAACGAAAGAAGCGACGUAAGCCGCGGACUAACCGCCGGUUGGCUGCACUUGAUGAGAUUGCAACACUCGAGAAGGACAAACCCGCAUCUCGCCACAUCGUCCGUCGACAGACCCGCAGUAACAUUCCCGAGCAAAUGCUCCGAAAGAUCAUGAUCGCCAUCACCGCCGUCCGGGUUCUCACUGGUGGAUUGGACGGAAGGAUUGUCGAGUGGGAUCUCGUAGUACGAGCUUUCCCAGACCACGACCCAGCCGCGAUGGAACAAAAGGCCCGGCGCACUCUCAACAGAAAUCGUCUACAGGUUGCGAAGAUGCAGAGGGACUUCCAAGAACGGUAUCUCGAUGCCUACGAGAAGGACCAGGUCCCUACCAUUGACUAUGGAGAUUUGGAAAAUUACGACUGGCCCGGUGUUGUUGAGUGGGCAAGCGCUCACUUAGAUGUUCCUCUCUCCCAGAGUAUCCCCGAUCUUCCCGCAACACGCGAACAGUUUGACGCGGUGUUCGAGAUACGCGAGGAACCUCUCACAGCAAGCGACGAGGUCUACCAGUCUAUCCACGGCUCAACUAUCAACCACAAGCGCGCUCUUAUGGCCCGCACUCCAUUCGCUGUUCCUGUGGCUGAGAAAAAUCAAGCCGAACUCACUGCAGGGCAAAAGCGCGUGGCCCGUCUCGAAGAUGCCAAGUCCUGGGUCCGCGCAAACAUCAUCACCUCAGAGGAGAGCUACAAACCCGCCGAGGCAGCGGAUGUCCUGGGUCAAAUUGGCGAAACUAUGAUCACAGAUGCCACACAGGCACUGGUCAACGACCGAGUCAUCACAAUGACCAACAGUGGCCGCAUCCUCCCAGGCCGCAACUACGAUAUCUCAGACAACUUCCUGCAGACACUCAGCCGCAAACGUGCCGUCGACAGCACCCAACUCGUUCGCGCGGCCCAAUUCAAAACAACGAUCCUGGACCCGCAGCUCCAGAACCUGGGCGUCUUCGACGUGAAAUACAACGCAGAAGACGGCGACAUUAUCGCUCUCAUCAACCUCGCCACAUCUGGCCGUAUCCAGCUACGGCCUUAUGGUGCACCCCGCGACAAAUUCGGUCUUACAGAUGGCGGAUAUCUCACCCGGCAAAUGGAUAAGGCUCGUCUCCGAUUUCCUGUGAAGGUCAUUCCUACCGAACGCUUUGUUUAUGGAAAUCCCAUUUUCGAGACGGCGGCAUCUAUUCCACAUCCGCCGCUGCCACCUGCGUCGCCAUUCACUGAUAUCGGGCGAAAGUGUCCGAUGUGGUUUGAUAUCCAUGGUGUACUUGUCCCUCGUCUCUGGACUAUGGCUAUGGGUGCUGUUCUCGGGUGCAUGGUGCUUCGACCUGGUGUUAAUGCACGCAGCAUUUCUAACAUGAUGAAGCCAACUCUGGCUCCGUGGGAAGUUCUCAUGAUGCUGCAGUGGUUGGCUGGAGUUGGUGCGGUCAAGGGAGACGGAACUGACGAGGGAGCCGCGUGGAGCUUGCAAGAAUGGUGGUGGAUGGUUGUUCCCUAA
This is a messenger RNA of Penicillium antarcticum, 5442 nucleotides long. RefSeq lists its product as uncharacterized. The record is from RefSeq and is a predicted model, not a curated record. Gene Ontology annotation, biological process: 5S class rRNA transcription by RNA polymerase III; transcription initiation at RNA polymerase III promoter. The transcript is spliced from 4 exons. Gene Ontology annotation, molecular function: DNA binding. Gene Ontology annotation, cellular component: transcription factor TFIIIC complex. Lineage: Eukaryota; Fungi; Ascomycota; Eurotiomycetes; Eurotiales; Aspergillaceae. Bases 1 to 5442 code for a protein of 1813 amino acids.